AUGCCCGUCACACGAAGCAGAACUGGCAAAAUGCAAGAGGAGAAGACAGAAGAGCAUCAAACAGAUGCAGAACAGGUCCCAGACCCACCGCGGAGGGAAAACCCGUUCCCUAUUCGACAUAGCAUACCGCCGAGGUCGCCACAAGGGACACAAGACGUCGAAGAAACCGUCGUUCAACAAACAACGGCGCGAUCACAGCUCUCCGAUAGAGAAAAGGAGAGACGGCAACAAAUCGCUAUCGCCCGAGAAGAGGUCAUUCGCUAUCGAUUACAGUUGGCGGAGGCCAAGCUAGCCCGACUGGAAGCCUUCGGAGAAGAAGACGAAGAACCGUCGGAACCAGCAUCGCAAGACGGCCACAAUAGGGUCGUCGAAUGGCUCGAGCAGCGGUCCGAGCCACCACCACCUCCACCAGAAGCACCACCGAAUCCACCGAAGAGGCCCACACCGGCGAGAAUAGAGGAGCCGUUUCGGGGUACCAUAGAAACUCACCAACGAUUGGCACCCACAGAUACCAUUCAAGUUGGUGAUCUCGCAACUGCAGUGACCGAAAUCGUCAGGGCGACUACAUCGUCGCUAGCGGCCGUCGCGCCGCACCCACAAGCGUCAACGUCGGGUCCCCUAGCAGCACAGUAUAGAGGGGAACUCACACCGUUCUACGGGGCGCAUACAGAUUGGCUGGCCUUCAAGGCAGCCUACGAAGAAUCUGCGGGCUAUCUAACGCCGUCGCAGAACAUAGAAAGGCUCCGGAGAGCCUUACGAGGGGAGGCUAGGUCAGCAAUGAAGAGCCUCCUAAUAGCAAACACGCCGGCCGAAGAGAUCAUGCACGAGUUGGAGCUCACCUUCGGUCGACCGAACAACAUAGCAGAAGUCGAAAUAGCAAAGCUGCGGAGUCUUCCACCACCGAAGGACACACCGGGGGAGUUCUGCAGAUUCGCCACAGCCGUCAAGAAUAGCAUCGUGUCAUUGAAGACGUUGAAGAAGAUCAACUUUCUAUACAACCCGGAAGUGGCGAAGUUAUUAAUAGAAAAACUACCGCCGAACAUUCGACAUAGGUGGUAUGUUUACUGCCAGCAGCAAGCCCACGAAGACGUACCGGAUUUAGUACAGUACUACAACUUCGUGAAGAUAGAAGCUGAAAUUUAUAGCGUAAGCGCCGAACCCAUGAAGAUAGCAAGCAUGGACGACAAACCGAAGCCGUCGGAAAGUCGUCGUGUUCAAAUCCGUCCGCAGCGAACACAUACAGCGAGCAAGACGGACAGCCCACCCCGCCACAAGCCAACGUGUCCCGUGUGCAAAUCAAAUUCGCACACGGCGGCGCAACAGUGUGAAAAAUUCAAGAAAGAAAAUAGCUACGGGCGUUGGGAAAUAGCGAAGGCGCAACGUCUGUGUUUCCGAUGCCUACAAUAUCGAACACAGACACAUAACUGCAAGACGAAGACUUGCGGAAUAGAUGACUGUCCACGUAUGCAUCACAAAUUGUUGCACUACAGGGCAACGAGCGAGACACAGAAGACAGAGACAGCAACAGUAUCGACAGGCGUCUCGCUCACACGUUCACCGCGCAGUUAUCUCAAAAUACUGCCGGUGAAAAUAGUCGGACCGCGGGCCAGCAUCGACACUUUCGCCCUCCUCGACGAUGGAUCUACCGUCACCCUCAUAGAUGAGGAAAUAGCCACAAGAGUCGGCGCGGAGGGGCCGACAGAACCACUGAAAAUAGAAGCACUGGCCGGCGCAACGGUUCGAACAAAUAGCUCGAGACGCGUAACUCUAACGUUAUGCGGUUCAGAAGAGGAGUAUGAGAUCUCCGCCAGGACAAUGAAGGGACUCAAACUCGCCAAACAACAAAUAGAAGAAAGAGAUAUCCGACGAUGUCAACACCUGGCUGGCAUCAAGAAGAUACUGUGUUACCACGACGCCACACCAACGAUCCUCAUCGGCCAAGACAAUUGGGAACUGUUACUGGCCAUAGAAGUUCGCCGAGGAUCUUCGUCACAACCAGUCGCAUCGAAAACUCCGCUCGGAUGGGUGCUGCAUGGAGCGUCCACUCGCAGUCUCGGCCAUCAAGUCCACCAUGUAUAUCAUAUACGUGAGGGGGCCGAGGAUAGAAUAGAAGAGGAAUUAAGAAGAUAUUUCUCUAUAGAAUCACUAGGCGUGCUGCCAAGAAAGACACGCGCCGACCCUCAAGAGCGAGCACUACAGAUACUACAGAAGAAGACUCGCGCUCUGCCAGAUGGGGGAUAUAGUACAUCGCUACUGUGGAAAACAGAUAAAGUCGAGUUGCCGAACAACUACGAUGCGGCGCUCAACAGGCUGUACAGCACAGAGAAGAAAAUAGAUAGGAAUCCACAGCUGAAAGAAGAAUACGAGCGACAAAUAGCGCUCCUAAUAGAAAAAGGCUACGCAGAAGAAGCCGCCACCACCCCAUCGGACGCCCGCACCUGGUAUCUUCCGCACUUUCCCGUGCUUCAUCCAGCUAAGCCGGGGAAAGUUCGUCCAGUCUUCGAUGCAGCCGCUCGCGCCAGGGGGACGUCACUCAACGAUCAUCUGCUGACCGGUCCGGACUUACUUCAAUCGUUACCAGGGGUGUUAAUGCGAUUCAGACAACAUCCAAUAGCCGUCGCCGCAGAUAUAGAAGAAAUGUUUCUACGAAUAGAAAUCAACAAAGAAGAUAGAGAUGUCCUGCGGUUCCUGUGGCGACAACACCGGCGGGAGGGACCACCCCGCGAAUAUAGAAUGAAGGCAGUGAUCUUCGGCGCCGCCUGCUCACCGUGCAUCGCUUUGUACAUCAAGAACCACAACGCAGAACAACACAAGGAACAAUAUCCAAGAGCAGCCGACGCAAUUAUCCAUAACCACUAUAUGGAUGAUUACCUUCAAAGUUUCCAAACGGAGGAAGAAGCUAUGAAAAUCACCCAUGAAGUUGACACCGUACAUAGGAAAGCAAAAUUCCAUUUAAGGAAGUGGACAUCGAACAGCCCACAACUACAAGAAAAAUACAACAGCACAAGAAUAGAAGAUAGGACCGUCUCCAUAGAUAGAGCCGACAAAGAAGAGAAAAUAUUAGGCCUCACAUGGAGGCCCGCCACGGACACAUUGGGCUUCAACUUAAAUAUGGCCCGAAUUCCGCAAGAGAUAGUCAACGGAAGUCGCACACCGACGAAGAGAGAAGCCCUCCGGACGGUCAUGUCUCUCUUCGACCCACUAGGAUUAGCAUCACCCGUCACCGUGCAAGCGAAAGGCAUUUUACAAGAAACAUGGCGAAUCGGCAUCGGUUGGGACGAGAAAUUGCCUGAGAAGUUAGCCGAAGACUGGACGAAGUGGACACAGCACUUAGUCAAUUUACGCCAUAUCAACGUGCCACGAUGUCACCCGGAGCUGAGCAGCGCGUCAUCCAGGGAACUGCACACAUUCGUAGACGCAAGCGAGAACGCCUACGCCGCCGCCGUGUAUUGGAGAGUGCAAGACAAGGACGGCAACAUUCACGUGACACUCGCUGAACCGGACGACGAAGAAGCCCUCACGCCUAACCACUUUCUACUGGGAGGAUCGGGCAAAGUGCAAACUCCGGGAAGCUUUGAAGACACCGAUAUCGAUAGCCGGAGUCACUGGAAGAGAGCGCAGCGGCUAGCAGACCACUUCUGGAGCCGAUGGCUCCGGGAGUACCUACCGGAACUUCAACACCGGCGGGAGCCCCGCGGCACGGGGCAACCUCUGCGCAUCGGAGACUUAGUCCUGAUCGUCGACUCCAAUCUCCCGCGCAACACAUGGCCGCGCGGGAGAGUAAUAGCAGUGUUUCCCGGCCCAGACGGCGUCAUCCGAGUGGCCGACAUCCAGACCAAGAAUGGCGUGCUGAGGAGGCCAACCAAACGACUCGUGGUCCUGCCAACGGGAGUUGCUGAUAGUGAAGAGCGGGCUCCGGAACCAGACAAGGCUCCUGCAGCGCCCUCGACGACCGCUGCAGCGGCGGGAGAAUAA
This is a messenger RNA of Achroia grisella, 3975 nucleotides long. RefSeq lists its product as uncharacterized. NCBI's taxonomy places the organism in Eukaryota, Metazoa, Arthropoda, Insecta, Lepidoptera, Pyralidae. The record is from RefSeq and is a predicted model, not a curated record. The transcript has a single exon. The coding region runs from base 1 to 3975 and encodes 1324 amino acids.